Messenger RNA from Ustilaginoidea virens, 1164 nucleotides. RefSeq lists its product as uncharacterized. The transcript has a single exon. The record is from RefSeq and is a predicted model, not a curated record. Lineage: Eukaryota; Fungi; Ascomycota; Sordariomycetes; Hypocreales; Clavicipitaceae. Gene Ontology annotation, molecular function: S-methyl-5-thioribose-1-phosphate isomerase activity. Bases 1 to 1164 code for a protein of 387 amino acids.
AUGUCCGCUCUUCAGGCUGUCAGAUACACUAGAGGAAAGCUUCAAGUCCUCGACCAGCUUCGCCUCCCCCAUGAAUUUCACUACGACGAUGUGUCUACCCGGCAGGAAGCCUUCGACAGCAUUGCCACGAUGCGAGUCCGGGGCGCUCCAGCCAUUGCCAUAGUUGCUAGUUUAGGGCUUGCCGUCGAAUUUUCCAAGGGCUCUGUGCCGGGAAACACACCGCAGGAGGUUAUUUCUCACAUUGACGAAGCCCUCGAUUAUCUCAAGCAAAGUCGUCCCACCGCCGUCGAUCUCACCAACGCCAUCAACCAGCUCAAGGCGCGGAUAAGGGCGUCGGCCGACACCAAGGAAUCCAUUGUCGAGGCUUUCGUUACCGAAGCUGAACAGAUUCUCGACAAAGAUCUCAAAACAAACCUAGCCAUUGGAGACCACGGCGCUGAGUGGCUCGAGGCACACGUCAAGGCAUCGCCCGAAAACCCUGUUUCAGUCCUCACCCACUGCAACACUGGCUCGCUGGCUACUUCUGGUCACGGCACAGCUUUAGGAAUCAUUCGCACGCUCCGGGCUAACGGACAACUCCGACACGCGUUUUGCACAGAAACACGACCGUACAACCAGGGCAGUCGCCUAACUGCAUUCGAGCUGGUUUACGAAGGCAUUCCCAGCACGCUCAUCACCGACUCCAUGGCGGCGUCGCUUUUCCGUACCAAGAAGGCUGAGAAGAACAUUGCUGCCGUCAUUGUUGGCGCUGACCGUGUAGUUCGCAACGGCGACACCGCCAACAAGAUUGGUACUUAUCAGCUUGCGGUGCUGGCUAAACACCACGGCAUCAAGUUCAUGGUUGCGGCUCCGACUACCAGCAUUGAUCUGGAGACCGAAACCGGCGACGAUAUCAAGAUUGAAGAGCGAAAAGGACAUGAGUUGACCCAAGUCACAGGUGCUGUAAUCAAGGCCGAUGGCAGCGUCGACGAGAGCUGCAAGGUCCGAGUAGCAACGGCCGACCAGAGAAUCGACGUCUGGAACCCGGCAUUUGACGUGACUCCCGCCGAGUUAAUUGAUGCAGUUGUUACGGAAAGGGGCACAGUUGAGAAGGGACCGUGUGGCGAAUUCGACUUUGGCAAGAUAAUGCCGGAGCGAUGGGCCAAGGUGGUUGUUGAUCAGUAA